CUCAUCCUCUUGCUUUUCACACCUUUGCGAGCGCUACCUUGAACAUGGGAUCACACAGCAUACCUACUAGGUGAGUUCACUGACCUAUUGUCUCUUCGUCUUGUCUUGCUCUGGUGGUCAACAUGACGGACGACGGAACCAUCAAUCGCCAUCAUGCGAUGGCUUGAAAACCAGAGGCCGCUGCUACCCCAGGUUUGCUAUCUCCCUACAUCACGUGGGAACUUUCUCCGACUUGAUCCAAGUGUCCGCUUGAGCCGGUCUACCUUGGGCAUCCGUAUGGGGGGCCAGGCCAUUCCAUACAAAUCAACCGCUAACAGCAAGCGCAUAUGGCAAAUGGGCGUGUCGCCUGCCACCUGCCACGCUUGCCAACGAUUGAUGUGCGCUAUGCUCAACAGGUACGGUUCUUAUGCCUCAAGUCAAGCAGCCGAUGCCAGCCCGCCCCGACACCGUUUACACCUGUCCUCAAAAACAGGUUUCUCUCUCUCUCUCUUUCUGUGUGUGUCACCCGAGAUGAAACUUUGUUUUCGCCCCGAAUCACUUGACACACGGCAAGAGGGCUGGACAGCUCUCGAAAUCCGGCCCCUGCAGGCUCUGUUGCAGGUCCUCUUGAGUUUGCGAACCUCUCAAACAACAUACUUCUGGGCCGCGACGAAUCAGACAUUGAUACACCCUCUGUCUUUCAUCAUCCUGUGCGCUUCCGGGUCUCCUUGUCUGGCCAUCCAGUCUUUGAACGGGCAGCAUGGUACAUCUCUCUGGAGCGCCACGUACGUCGGCUUGCGCUGCAGUGCACAUGCGCCAGCCGGCCUUACGCUCACGGACCACGAUCCGAAAUCAUCUGCCUCGGUGAGGAAGCGGUUACUUGAGCCAACCCAUCUCGAUUCAGGUCGUCGUUAGCUGCCCUCAGUCAGCUUGGCAUCACCGAAUUUGCUGGGCACUUUCUUCUGUUUAUUCAACGACGGGCAGCUUUACUUUGGAACCAGUCCGUCAUCCUACCUGCAAUCUUGCAGUACCAACGCUUUCCUGUGGUUGACUGGGGAAGAUUCAACAACGUUGCCCUGAGCUUACACUCUCAAGGUUGCUUAAUCCCACGCAUCGCCGCUAGCAGAUCGGCUGUCUGUCUGUGACAAUGGCACUUGCGUUGCUGCGUACUAGCGCCGCAGAUCCUCACCAGCAUUACGCACCACGGUUGAAAGUCGCACUCACAACUAACUCCUAGUGCACACUCAACAAGGCACAACACAGUGCAAGUAUACGUUGCCACCGCUCUGGGAUAGCCGCUGCAUCGCUGAAGCUUCCCUCGACUGCGCCUCAGUCUCUCACCAA
This is a messenger RNA of Colletotrichum navitas, 1323 nucleotides long. RefSeq lists its product as uncharacterized. The transcript has a single exon. The record is from RefSeq and is a predicted model, not a curated record. Bases 154 to 894 code for a protein of 246 amino acids. Lineage: Eukaryota; Fungi; Ascomycota; Sordariomycetes; Glomerellales; Glomerellaceae.